This is a messenger RNA of Juglans regia (Persian walnut), 3160 nucleotides long. RefSeq names its product probable RNA-dependent RNA polymerase 5. The transcript has 19 exons. Gene Ontology annotation, molecular function: RNA-directed RNA polymerase activity. Gene Ontology annotation, cellular component: nuclear RNA-directed RNA polymerase complex. The coding region runs from base 91 to 3069 and encodes 992 amino acids. Gene Ontology annotation, biological process: siRNA processing. Lineage: Eukaryota; Viridiplantae; Streptophyta; Magnoliopsida; Fagales; Juglandaceae. The record is from RefSeq and is a predicted model, not a curated record.
GCUAUAUAAGAUCCAGUCCUUUCUUUCCCAUAUUCAAAAGCGCCCAUUUUUCUCACUUUUCCUACAGUUAAGCCUUUCGUUAUAUCUUCGAUGACGGAUCCUUCUUCCAUGCAAGUCCCGCUCCCUCACCCGGUGGAGCAGCUGCUCCAGCAAAUCUGCAGGGAGCAGAGCCAGAUGCCCCCCGGCGCCCAGGCGCGCCAGGCGCUUGCUUCCAUUGGCGAAGAAGCGGCUGUCCAGCACCUCCGAGUUAUCUCGGGCACUAUAAUUAGGAAAAGCCUCGACGGAUUCAUCCUUCACAUGGUCCGCAAUACUCCCUGUUCCCCGCCUCAGUGUAUCGCCCCCGCCUCUCCGCUUCGCAGUCCAUCCUCUGUUUCCCGCCCCAUGAUGAGCCCCCCUCAAGGGAGUCUGAGAGGCUCACCCUCUUCAAAUUUAAGUUCAGCGGGUGCUGUUAGGUCCAGGUUACUGGCCUGGGGAGAACUUGAGUUCCGAAAGGCUUUCUUAAUACUAAGUUACAUUGGGGCAAAUCAGCUUGAGGAUAUUGAUAUAUCUGCUGAUGAGAUUAGAAGUCUGAAAGAUUUGGGAAUGGUAGAGUUUGAAGAAAGAGUUUGGAAAGCCUUGGGCCAAAAAUAUGUUGACAGAGAACACAGAAGAAUGACAGUUGAUUGGGAUGCGAAAAAGACACACCUCUACCAUUGUCAUGUUUCUCAGGAUGGGAAAUGCAGUUUCAAGGGCCCUUAUUUACACAAAACCAAAACUCACCUGCAAAGAGUUUUAGGAGAUGAGAACGUUUUAGUUGUCAAGUUUGCUGAAGAGAGGGUGGACAGGAACAAACGGGGUAUCAUUUCCUUUGAUGAUUAUUCUAUAUACAGCAAGAUUGCAAGAGAAGGGAUUCAUGUUGGUACCCGUCGUUUUUGCUUUUUUGUCUUUAAAGACGGAGGCAAAGAAGAAAAGAAGAAAAACCCAACUUCUUCACCUGUGAAGUGUUAUUUUAUUCACAUGGACUCUAAUGCUACUAUUGGUCAAAGCCAUUGUAUAUUAUCUAAUAAAAACGUUUGUGAAGCACGAUCUCAUUUUAUGCAUGCACAUAGAUUGCCUAGUAUGGCCAGUUAUAUGGCUAGGUUUUCUCUUAUCUUGUCCAAGACCAUGAAGCUGGAUGUUGAUUUAGCAUCUGUGAAUAUUGAAGUAAUUGAAGAUGUAGUUUGCAGGGAUAGAGAUGGCAAGAUUGUUUAUGAUAGAGAUGAUAAACAUCGAAUACAUACAGACGGAACUGGCUUCAUCUCUGAUGAUUUAGCUCUGCUUUGCCCUAGUAAUUUAUACAGAGGAGAGCAAAUCAGAGAUGAAAAUAUUGAGAGAAGUCCCAAUCUUGAUGUACUUGCUGGUAAGCUUUUGGCCAUGGAACUGUCAGAAUCUAGUAUCCGAGAACCUCCUUUGCUGAUCCAGUGCCGUCUCUUUAACAACGGUUGUGCUAUUAAGGGAACUCUUUUGGUCAAUAAAAAGCUUCCUCCAAGAACAAUUCAAGUUCGACCUUCCAUGAUUAAAGUUGACAAAGAUCCAAACCUUUCAAAUAUUAGAACAGAGAACUCAUUGGAGAUAGUAGGAACAAGCAAUCAUCCAAAGAGAUCAUUUCUGUCAAGAAAUUUGAUUGCACUUUUAAGCUAUGGAGGGAUCCCAAAAGAAUAUUUCAUGGAUAUACUUAUAAAUGCUUUAAGAGAUGCCCAUGGUGCCUUCUCCAAUAAGCGUGCAGCAUUAAGAGUUUCCAUUAACUAUGGCGAGAUGGAUGAUUUCUGUGUUGCAAGAAUGAUUUUAUCAGGGAUUCCUCUUGAUGAAUCUUAUCUGCAAUAUCACCUCUCUAUACUGAUGAAGGAGGAAAAGAAGAGUCUUGCAAGAGGAAAGCUUCAUGUACCUGAAUGUUACUAUUUAAUGGGCACUGCAGAUCCCACUGGAAUCCUCGAAAGUGAUGAAGUUUGUGUUAUCCUUGAAAAUGGACAAAUAUCCGGGAAGGUAUUGGUGUACAGGAAUCCUGGUUUACACUUUGGAGAUAUUCAUGUUUUAAAGGCUACCUAUGUGAAGGCCUUAGAAUCUCUUAUUGGAAAUGCCAAGUAUGCCAUAUUCUUCCCUUGUAAGGGUCCACGGUCCUUGGCGGACGAAAUGGCACGUGGUGAUUUUGAUGGUGACAUGUAUUGGGUCUCAAGAAACCCCCAGCUAUUGGAAUAUUUCAAAGAGAGUGAGCCUUGGACACCAACUUUGUCAAUGCAACAUGUGUCCAAUCAUGAUGUGGCCACUAAAAAGCCCAGUGAUUUUUCGUCUGAGGAGCUCGAAGAAGAGCUUUUUAAGUUAUUCCUGACCACUAGGUUUCAGCCAAGUUAUGCUAUGAGUGCGGCAGCUGACAGUUGGCUGGCAUUGAUGGAUCGGCUUCUGAUACUUGGAGAUGAAUGUAUUGAAGAAAGAGAUAUUUUGAAGGCAAACAUAAUUCAGUUAAUUGAUAUAUAUUAUGAUGCUUUAGAUGCACCAAAAAAGGGAGGACGAAAGAUUGAAGUUCCAAAAGAAUUGAAGGCAGAAUUGUUUCCACAUUAUAUGGAGAAGGGGAAUUCUUUCACUUCUACAUCUAUUCUGGGUUCAAUUUAUGAUGCAGUUAUGUCAUAUCAAGCAAAAUGUCUGCCGAUGAAAGAUGUUUGGAAACUCCCUUGUUUUGAAGUUGAAAUCCCUGAAGCCUGCUUGGACAAAUGGAAGAAAUGCUACGAUCAAUACAGGAAGGAGAUGACUACUUCCUUGAACCAGGGUAAUGAGGGCAAAAAUGAGGCUGCCGAAGAAGUCAUCAAAAAGUAUAAGAAGAUUUUGUAUGCUGCAGCGGAAUAUGAAGAGACUAAAAGAAGGAUGGAAGAUAUAUUUAACGAGGCACUUGCAAUAUAUCACAUCACUUACGAUUAUGCUAAAAGCAAAGGCUCUGCCAGCUAUUGUGGGUUUGCUUGGAAGGUUGCAGGUCCAGCCCUAGCCAAGUUCCAUGCCAUGAAACAGGAUGAAAAGUCUUUCAUCUGUCUCCCGUCUGUUUUGCGGGAGAUAUUAAAUUAACAGGUUGCAAUGGUGUAUCGAUGUUAUAAAGAAUAUGACGUGUUGUACUGUAAAAUAUGCAUCAUAGUGUUGUAGUACUACUAACCAUCUA